AUGACGCCCAAGUCCAGGGUUUGGCGAAAGAAAAGCGAGGGAUUAGAAAUUACGACUAAAGGGUCUAAAGAGCUCCCUGGUCGACGAAGAGUUCACGUAAUGGUCGCUAUUGCUUAUGGGAAAGGAGUUGUGCUACGAGUACCGUACACAAAAAUGGACGGUCCAUUUUUUGCACAGUUUAUCAAAGAGCAUUUCCGUAUAGCUUUUGCCCGGGCAGGUCCUAAACAAAAAGGAAGGCGUUUAUUCAUAAUGGAUAAUGACCCUUGCCAGACAAGUAAAGUGGCAAUGAAAGCUCUUGAAGAUAUCGAAGCAGAAAUGCAUGUGAUACCUCCACGUUCUCCCGAUCUAAACCCUAUAGAGAACAUGUUCCAUCUUGUGAAAAAUGACUUACAGCGCCAAGCUAUUUGCGAGUAUCACGGCUGA
Paramuricea clavata is the source of this 423-nucleotide messenger RNA. The record is from the annotation of a GenBank genome assembly. Lineage: Eukaryota; Metazoa; Cnidaria; Anthozoa; Malacalcyonacea; Plexauridae.